Messenger RNA from Oncorhynchus kisutch (coho salmon), 2531 nucleotides. RefSeq names its product phosphatase and actin regulator 3. The record is from RefSeq and is a predicted model, not a curated record. The coding region runs from base 305 to 1933 and encodes 542 amino acids. Gene Ontology annotation, biological process: actin cytoskeleton organization. Lineage: Eukaryota; Metazoa; Chordata; Actinopteri; Salmoniformes; Salmonidae. Gene Ontology annotation, molecular function: actin binding. The transcript is spliced from 12 exons.
CGGCUACAAUGUUGCGAGGAACAAUCAGGCCGUAGUGACAUAUAGACCGGCACAUCCGUAUCACCCCUCCCACGCCCACACGAGCGCGCCCAGACACACACGCGCGCUUCAACCGUUCUUAUUAUACUUCAGUGGCUCCAACAUACUAGGAAUUUCUGCUCAGCACCCAUGGCUCCCCAUUAGAUGCUCAAAGCGGCUGUUGUCAGAACGAAUUAUAUCUGCACUACUGCUGCUUACUUCUGACCUUGCCUGCCUCUGGUAGGGUUUUGAAUAUUUGAUUCAGUAUUCAUGUGCUCUAUCCCCAAUGGCUACAUCCGAUGGAAAUGGAAUAGAUGUCUGUCUUCUGCAUAGAGGCAGAUCUCAAAGUGACCCAAACCUACUCACAGAGUCCGGCAUCGAUCUAGUGCACAGCACAGUGGAGGUGAUGGACCAUCAGAGGGUGCUGCAUACUGGCUGCCUGGUGUCGGGGGUCCACACCCCGCCCAUCCGCCGCAACAGCAAGCUGGCCAGCCUUGGGCGCAUCUUCAAACCCUGGAAGUGGAGGAAAAAGAAAAACGAGAAGCUGAAGCAGAGCUCCACAGAUGUGGCAUUGUCCAGUGGGUGCAUCUCUCCCGAGCCCGGCUCCCCCUUGCAGGGCUCCUCAGACGGGACAGGCAUGUUGGGGAGUUUUGGGGGGUCUCUCAGCGCCACUCUCACGGUCAGCAGUGUGGAGUACCUGGGCCCAGAGGAGGAACUCCCCCCGCCAGCGGCUGCGCCUCCAGAGGAUUGUGAGCCAGAGGAGGAGAGCAGUCAGAAAACAGAAGAGGAGGGAGAAGAGGAGGCGCAGCCUAGUGCCGAUGCCUCCGACGAGGUCCAGGAGGGCAUAGAGGAGACGGAGGAGAGACUAGAAGAGGAAAUACCUAGAGGAACCACGCCACCUCCAGUAGCGGCCAAACCGGUGAUGCCACAGCUGAGCAGUAGCGAGGACCCAUCCCCUGUGUCCUCACACUUGGCCAACUCUUUCCUGCCUAAGGAGCCCUCCAGGGUUCCCGAGAGCCUGGCCCCCAUGGUGUCCCUACGAGGGCCCCACUCCAACCCCUCAGGGUCUCCUCACCUCACCAAUAUUAUGCACCCUCCAAUGCCCCCUAGCUGUAUCAUGGAAGAACUACAACGAGCCUUUGCCUCAAAGGCGAAUCGGCAAGAAAGUGUGCAUGGGCCUGCUGAGCCGUGCUCGCCCCCUUGGCGGCGAUCUGACGGGCGGAUCUCUCGCUCCUCCAGCUCGGAGAAUCAGUCGGUGGCGGGUGGUGGCUUUGUCGACUGGCUCCACCAAGCGGAGAGGAAGAUGGAGGCAGAGGAGAACAAGGAGAACGUGCGGCUGGACCAGUGCUUCUCCGACAGCUCGGGCCUCCCCCAUGAUCAGGACGACUGGAACGACUCUGUCAUCUCCGGUACACUACCUCGCAGGCUAAGGAAGGAGCUGUUGACGGUGAAGCUUCGGAAUCGGCCCAGCAAGGAGGAGCUGGAAGACCGGAAUAUCUUCCCGGCACGGACCGAACAGGAGCGUCAGGAUAUACGCCAGCAGAUCGAGAUGAAACUCGCCAAGAGACUCAGCCAGAGGCCGAACGUUGAGGAGUUGGAAAGCCGGAAUAUUCUGAAACAGAGAAAUGACCAGACCGAACAAGAGGAGAGGAGGGAAAUCAAACAGCGGCUCAACAGAAAGCUCAAUCAGCGGCCCACAGUCGACGAACUACGGGACCGAAAGAUUCUCAUCCGCUUCAGCGAUUAUGUCGAGGUGGCCAAAGCUCAAGAUUAUGACAGGAGAGCAGACAAGCCCUGGACCAGGCUUUCGGCAGCUGACAAGGCGGCUAUCCGAAAAGAGCUGAACGAGUUCAAAAGCACUGAGAUGGAGGUGCAUGCCUCCAGCAAGCACCUUACGAGGUUCCACAGGCCAUGAAUACGAAGGGGAGAUACUUCUAUGAAGAAAUACUGCUGAGCCUAGAAUUUUCGGUUGCUGCGUCGGCAGCGGUUAGAAAACUGCCGGAGCACUUAAAGCCAUUCUUCCAGAGCCCGGUCCUUUGUCUGCAGGGUGUCCUCGAUUCCUCCAGCACGCCCCUGGCCUUCAUCGAUAGGAGGGGUGGACGGAUGGUGAUGUUUGGGUGUGUGGCAGUGAAUCCCACUGUGGGAGCUGCCUGGAGGCAGAAUACUAAAGACGGAACCCCGGACUCCGUCUGUCUGUCUGCCCAUCGGUUAAGAUGGAGCCGAGGGAAGAACAAUCUACUUCGGUCUGUGUGCGUGUGUUUUUUUUAACAGUCUCCUUUGAGAUGGUGGCAAACCCGUACGAGGAAGAUGACGGUUGUGCAUGUGACCAGCUUCACCUUUUACAUAAAAAAUAAGUGUCACUGGGGGGGGGGGGGGGGACUGUGGUCGGUCAGGGGUAGAUUUUGUACCAACUGUAUAUAUGUCAAUCUGAACCGGACUGUCAAUGUCUUUACUGAAAAUAGAAAACCUUUGUAAGCACUACUUGUCUUCAAAAUACAAGGUCUUUAAAAACA